AAUAGCUUAUACCCGGUAGUUGCCUAUAUAAUAAUAUAGGAUAUUCUACGCCCAGAAAGCAGACGAGGUAGGCGUCUGAAAUCAUUGCAAGCUUUGUUUCAGAGAAUUUUAUUUUUCACUAGGUCCAGCCAACAUUUUCAGCACAAGAGAUGAUCCGUCGCCAAGACACAUUACGUCGUCACAUGGAAACAGCUGGUCUUGACGCAUGCGUGUUUACGUCUCAUCACAAUGUUUUUUAUUUUAGUGAUUUUCUUUACUGUAAAUUUGGUAGAAAUUAUGGUUAUAUUGUGACAAAGGAGAAAGCGAUCAGUGUUUCUGCAUGUAAGUAGCUAUAACAUCGAGGAAUUGUAAAAUAACCCCUCACCUUACCAGUUACUUUACUUGAUUUAAAUUAAAUUAACCUUAUUGGUGCAGACCUCAGUCUGUUCUAUGUUAGCAUGCAGUGAAGAUUAAUAACUUACGGACCGGAGUGAGGGAUGUACGGGAAAAUAUCAAACCGAAAUCUUGCUAAACUGACCAAUUGCUGAGCGUUAGUGAGGUGAAUACAACAAGACCGAGGUUUGCCAAUACAUAUUUGUUAUAUGGCAUUGUUGUGUAGUUGCAAAAAAUGAAAAACAUGGUCACGCGAGGGCGUUUAAGUCAAAGAGUCAAUUGUAAAAAUUCUUCUCUUAGUUAUAUGGUGAAACUAUACGCUUUUAUAGAAUAUGAAUUAACAGAGUUUUGGACAAUAUUUGGCAAUCAAAAUUUCACAGCUCAGUCAUUGUAUAAAAUGACCUUCCUCGUCAGUAAAAAUCUGGCUCAUUCAAUAGAUGGCAGCCGCCAUAUCAGUGAGAUAACCACACAUCAAUGCCACCCAUGCAUAGCCAUGCGCCCACGAACAUUGAUGAACUUUUUGAUCCGCUAGCUUCUCUUUUUGCACGUGUGAAUAGUCCGCUCCUCUCGGGGAUUACAGGAGAAACCCGAUGAAAACAGUUGGAAGUUGACUCCUCUCACAUUCAACUGAGCUUGAGGCUAAAUCAAUUGGACUUCGGCGGCGCAAGCGUCAGAGCAAGCUAGUAAGCACGUUUCACCCAUAGAAACACUAAAUCUUUCACCUCUGAGAUUGUGCGACCUCCGACAUUCUUUGCUGCCUGAAAUGCAAAUUUAAGGUUAUAUACUGAACAAUCAUGAUUCCCUGUUACGCGGUUUGAAGCAGCACGUUUUUGUGAGUGGUUGGGUAAGACAAAUCUUCGCCACAACUUAAUAGACUUCCAAGAGACACCUGAUGCUUCGUAACAUCCUUGUAUGUGAAGUUCUAAAUUUCUCUAAAAAGACCCUGUGAAAUGCGCUUUUUCGAUCUGACCAAGCUCACUGCCCAAACAGAAAGCUCCUAUCCCCAUUCAUUCGGCUCCCUAUAGUGGGUAAAUAUUCUCUGUUAAGGUAUUGAAUAUGGUCAACCAUGGCGACGAACAUUUGGAGACAAUAUUGUUUAUACAGACUGGCACAAAGAUAAUUUUUUCCAUGCAGUAAAACAGGAGGUAGUAUUUAAAGCACGACUGUAAUUACUUCAAAUGCGAGGGCGUAACCCAGCAUCUCAUACUAAAUUGGCAAAAUUAAGCCAAAAAUGACCAACUUGUAUGUCCAAAACCAUUUUCCAAUUCAUUGGAAGAAGUAAUGCAACAACAAGGUCGUCGGAAGCGGGGGGGGGGCUGGGGAGGGGGAUUGAGGCCCCCAAUAAUUUCUAUUUGUGCAGGUAUAAGCAAAACACACAAAAGAACUAGAAAAGUGCGAAAGCAAUUCAGAUUUUUAUCAGACCCCCCCCCCACCCCCCGACAGCCUUGUCUAAUUUAAAUUGCAAUUUUGUAAUAAGUCCACUAUUGUAUGUUGGUUUGUAACAAAUUUAUACGUGUGGACACUAACAAACAAAUAAUGUUUUAUAGCUUGGUGAUGUGAAAAAUAUUGGACUUGAAUUUGAUGUUGUCUCACUUGACGAGUAUCGGAAGUUUUCCGAUGCUUUUCCGAACACAAACUUUCAAGAUGUGGGCGAGUCUGCAAUGUGCAUGCGCCUGAUCAAAUCCGAUGAAGAACUGGAAUUAAUAAGACAAGGUGCAAGGAUUGCUGACCUUGGUGCGGAAGCGGCCAAGAAAAUGAUCAGAGAGGGUACUAGGGAAUAUGAGGUGGCCCUUGUGGGAACUGAAGUUAUGGUCAAAGAAAUAGCGAAAACAUACCGUCAUCAUGAACUAAGGGAUAGUAAGUGGUUUAUACAUGUUCAUUUAUGUGUUAACUUAUUUAUUAAGGAUUUAAUUAACACAUAUAGAGUGCAAGAGCUAGGAUAAUGGCCACAGAGACAAUUAAAUUCGUAGAAUGCUUGAGGGACUUGAGAGAAAGUGGCUCCCUGCAGUUCUCUAAAAUUUUAAAUGAAUAUUUUAGGUAACCUUCGUUUUCAACGAAAUUGAUAUUGAAUAAACUUAAGCCAGGGCAAUAUAAUAAUUUCCAGGAAAGUUCAGAAGUCUUGAACUGUCGAUAUAUAUACCAAUAGGAGCAAAUUGUUAGUGUUGCCAUGGCAACCAUGGACUUUUUAAUCAUGGAACCAAGAUAGACGAGGUUGUUUGGUCAUGAUCUUUAUCUGAAUAGUUUUCCUGCCCAUGCACGCCUCUAUUUUCCGGCCAAUUGGAAAACCGCCAGUCACACAGGAUAUCCGGCCUGAAUAACCGCGUGUUUGUUCGAUCAAUUUUCUGUUCACAAUGAUGGGAGGUGCAUACUUUAACCUUUCGCUCAUGUUUUAUUGCCUAGCUUGGCUAAUGCUACAGUCGGGUAUUAACUCCGAUGGAGGUCACAAUUCACCAACGAGUCGACAGCUAGAGAAAGGAGACAUCAUGGUUAUGAAUUCCUUCCCUAUGCCUGCAGGGUAAGAACGACUAAUACAGUAGCCAGGCUAACCUAAUAAUAUUUCUUUUUUUUAAAGGACGGGUGCAUUCUCUAGUUUCGUCUUGAUGUUUCAACACUAAAGAAAUAGUGUAAAUUGUGAACAAUUUAGACAGAACUGUUAUCGCUAUGAUAAAGUUGGUUCUGUUUUGGUUUGAUUGUACCAGACACCGCAGGUUUUCGCUUCAUACCCCGGUAGUCUUCCUGUAUAACACUGGAUCAAUAAGUCAAAGCCUUUAUAGGACCUUUAGAGAGAACAGUACAUAACUGUUAAGAGCUAGAGUAUCCAGUGCAUAUAGUCUAGUUUAAAAACACAAUUUCAACACUCUCAAGCCAAUUUCUCUUUUCUCUAGUUACCACUCCGCGGUCGAGCGCACAUUAUUCUUGGGCCACGUACCAAGCGAUCGUCACAUGGAGUUAUGGGAAAUAAACUGCAAAGUACAUCGGCGAGGACUGGAACUAAUAAAGCCUGGAGCGAGAUGUUGCGACAUCGCUAACGAACUGAACGAAAUUUAUCUGGAGCACGAUCUUCUUAAAUAUCGCACAUUCGGAUAUGGUCAUUCGUUCGGCGUGCUUGCGCAUUAUUAUGGCCGUGAGGCCGGAUUAGAAUUGCGUGAGCACGUUGAGGCAGUCUUGGAGCCUAACAUGGUGCUCUCAAUGGAGCCGCAUAUUACAAUACCGCAGGGAGAGCCUGGGGCGGGUGGUUAUAGGGAGCACGAUGUCUUGAUAGUACAUGAUCAUGGUAGUGAGAACAUUACGAAGUUUCCUUUUGGACCUGAGUAUAAUAUUGUAAAUAACUGAUUUCUUUGAACUGCUUUAGUGUUUUUGAAUCUUUGUCCUAAGGGCUGUUAUCAACGGCAAUUUUUAAAAGCCGAUAUAGGUUUCUAGUGUGUCCCUAGCCUUUCUGUUUUAUGUAUUACUGUAGAGUAAAAAAUUGUAAAUGUAUGGGCGAACACAAAUAAAACAAAAAAUCAC
Messenger RNA from Paramuricea clavata, 3879 nucleotides. Lineage: Eukaryota; Metazoa; Cnidaria; Anthozoa; Malacalcyonacea; Plexauridae. The record is from the annotation of a GenBank genome assembly.